AUGUUCCAGUGGCAGAUCGGGAAGAGUCAACUUUCCAAGUCUUCAAGAGAGAAAUGUUCUCUACGUGGAAAAGGAGAUUGAGGAAGCGAGGGUGCGGGGUGAAGCUGAUGACUACGAAGUGAGUUACAGUCGCUUGGCUCUGGGCAGACAGAUCGGCAAAGGCGCCUUUGGACGUGUUUUUCUGGCCAGGGCUGAGGCUAUCGCUGGUAUUCCAGGCAGCAUUGUGGUGGCCGUCAAGAAACUGAAACACAAGGCGACUUGUGACGAGGUGGAAGAGUUCCUGGCGGAGAUAGCCAUGAUGAAGAAGGUAGGUCGACAUCCACACAUAGUCACCAUGGUGGGGUGCUGCACCCUCAAGCAACCCUUCUGUAUGGUGAUGGAGUACGUACCUUGCGGUGAUCUGCUAGCCUACCUGCGCCAUCUUAGGGACCAGUCCAGACCCGUGCUACAGUCAAGCGCCCUAUCUAGGGUGUCCGCAACGUCAGAUGCCUCCUACAUCACGCCCAUCCCCACCACGAGCUGUGUAUCUAGCACUCAACCCUCCACACGUUGCAGCAACGUGAGCAGUUUAAUUCUAGACAGCACGAAUCUAGAAUGUGAACUAGACCCCAGGGAACUGCACAGCUUCGCCACACAGAUCGCCAGAGGCAUGGAAUACCUGGAGAGCAAACAGAUAACACACAGAGACUUGGCUGCCAGAAACAUCCUGAUAGACGAGAAGAGGUCCUUGAAGAUCUCCGACUUCGGACUGUCGAGGACCGGGAUCUACGUAAACACCAAGAGACGCAAGGUGCCGCUGCGGUGGUUGUCGGUGGAGGCGAUGAGAGACAGCCUCUACUCUAGCAAGAGCGAUGUCUGGGCCUUCGGGGUCGUCCUCUGGGAAAUCGGCACCUUGGGAGGAUUUCCCUACCCCACAGUGUCUGACCAUGAGCUGUUACAGUAUCUUGUCUCAGGCAAACGUCUGGAGCAACCUGAAAACUUUUCCGAUGAACUGUACACACUAAUGGAGAUCUGCUGGAGUCUCAGCGUAGACGAACGUCCAACCUUCAAGGAAAUCCUGUUCCAGCUGGACUCCAGCGUGUACGUCGAGUUCCGGCCUGGUCACCAGUUCCCGCCAACUCAACAAACCUCUUCAUCUACUAUUUCUACUGUCACCACUCUUGUAUAA
Molecule: messenger RNA, 1168 nt
Organism: Homalodisca vitripennis (glassy-winged sharpshooter)
Lineage: Eukaryota; Metazoa; Arthropoda; Insecta; Hemiptera; Cicadellidae
Product: tyrosine-protein kinase receptor Tie-1-like
Exons: 8
Coding region: 296-1168 (290 amino acids)
Biological process (GO): cell surface receptor protein tyrosine kinase signaling pathway; protein phosphorylation; multicellular organism development
Cellular component (GO): signaling receptor complex
Molecular function (GO): ATP binding; transmembrane receptor protein tyrosine kinase activity
Source: RefSeq, a predicted model, not a curated record